This is a messenger RNA of Aplosporella prunicola CBS 121167, 512 nucleotides long. RefSeq lists its product as uncharacterized. The coding region runs from base 153 to 476 and encodes 107 amino acids. The record is from RefSeq and is a predicted model, not a curated record. The transcript has a single exon. Lineage: Eukaryota; Fungi; Ascomycota; Dothideomycetes; Botryosphaeriales; Aplosporellaceae.
UGCCAGAAAUACCCGUGCCUUCUUUGCAUAAAUAUCCCUACGGUCAGCGGCGGCGGUUUUAACUCCCUUCCAUACCUACUUUACUCGCCUCGCUUCCCUUGCUUCAGGCGCUUCACCCGCUCUGGCCACUUCCUGUAAAAAGUACCCCUCGUAUGCUCGUAUCGCGUCGUAUCGCAUCGCAUCGCGUCGUGUCGUGUCGUGUGGUGCGGCACGGUGAGGUGAGCGCAUGUAUUGUACGUGCGCGAUCUACACUCGAUCACAGGACCCUGUCUAUCACGCCCUCGGCCUUUCCGCUUCUCCGCUCUUCUGCGUGGGUGCCGGGAUGCUGUUGCCGGUGCCGCUCGUCCGGGUUUGGUGCCGAGGGUUUAAACGUGUGCUGUUUUUUGCUGCCGUUCCUUUCCUUUUCCUUUUCACUUGUGUAUGGGGGAAAGAGUAGAUCGACCGCGAGCGGGGCAGAUCGGCGUUGGGGGGUUUGAGGGUUUUAGGUUUUGGGGAGAUGGUGCUGAUGGGUU